CUCCGACCCCGGACGUAUUUGAUUCAAGCCUCGCCGCGAAUUCGUCCAGCUAAACGUUAGCAUAGCGUCAUUAGCUUCAAGAAAUUCCAGUCAAAACACUUUCCUCCAAAAGAAUGUUAGUUAUUUAGGAGUUUGUUCUGCUUACGUCGGCACCUUCUCUUCAGCAUUUGACCAUCCGAGGCCGUGCGAAGAUGAGCGGCGAGGCCAACAAAGAGUUUGAGGAGCAGCUGCGCCUCCAGGAGCUCUACAGCAGGAGAAGCCAGGCCGGUUCCGACGCGUUCACGUACACGGACCCCGACGACGGCACCGUUUACGACUGGGACCACGACAAGAAGGCCUGGUUCCCCAAAAUCACGGAGGACUUCAUGGCGGCUUACCAGGCCAACUACGGCUUUGUCCGGGAGGGCGACCCGGACGCCGGUGGCGCCGCGACGGAAACGGAGAAGCGGCCGGCGGCGGCGGCGGCGGCGGCGAGGGAGGAGGCGGGCGCGCGAGAGCUCAUCUCAGAGCAGCAAAAGAGUGCGGCGGCCAAAGACGGCAAGCAGAGAGCAGAGAAGAGGAAAGCAGAUCCUGGCUGGUUCGACAUGGAGGACGACAAGAACACCAACGUGUACGUGACAGGCCUCCCCCCCGACACCAGCCCCGAGGAGUUCGUGGCUCUGAUGUCCAAGUGCGGCAUCGUCAUGCGGGACCCGCUCAGCGAGGACUACAAGGUCAAACUGUACAAGGACCAGGACGGGAACCUGAAAGGAGACGGACUGUGCUGCUACCUCAAGAGGGAGUCGGUGGAGUUGGCCGUGCGCCUUCUGGACGAGUCUGAGGUCAGAGGUUACAAGCUGCACGUGGAGGUGGCUCGCUUCCAGCUCAAAGGUCAAUACGACGCCAGCAAGAAGAAGAAGAAGAACAAGGAGUACCGCAAGAAGAUGCAGCAGCAGCAAAAGCAGUUGGACUGGCGGCCCGAGAAGCAAGCGGACGCCAGGAAGCGACACGAGAAGGUUGUCAUCGUCAGGAACAUGUUCCACCCCGGUGACUUUGAGGAGGACCCCCUGGUCCUGAACGAGUACCGCGACGACCUGCGCUCGGAGUGCGAGAAGUUCGGCGAGGUCAAGAAGGUCAUCCUGUUCGACCGCCACCCGGACGGCGUGGCGUCGGUGGCCUUCAAGGAGCAGGAACACGCCGACGCCUGCGUGGCGUCCUUCCACGGGCGCUGGUUCGCCGGACGGCAGCUCGCCGCGACGCUCUGGGACGGGAACACCGACUAUCAGGUGGAGGAGACGAGCCGCGAACGUGAGGAGCGUCUGAAGGGUUGGUCCUCCUUCCUGGAGGCGGCGCAGCUGGCGGGGGGCCCCGCCCCCUCUCUUCCGGCAGGGGGCCCCGCCGCCGAAGCUUCCGGCAGCGCGCCGCAAACGCAGACGUCGCAGCAGCAGCAGCAGCAGCAGCAGCAGCCUGAGGGAAAACAUGGCGACGACGAGGAAACCAAGUCGACCGACAGCAGCCUGGCGGGCAGCGACGACGACGACGACGACGACGCUUAACCAGACGCCAUUAUGAACAAUGCAGAGCGUUCAUGGAGUUAAUUGAGUAGCUUCACUCGUCCAUUUCGGACGUCCAAAACUCAUUUUCACCACAUGGAAGUUCCGCUUUCCAGUGCAAAGCCUCAACGCAGCGUCACCUCAUCAUACGGUUACAAUUAUGACAACUUUUAAGCGCUGCCCGGCAUUUGAUUGGUCCGCCACAGUGAAGAAGCCCCGCUAUUGGCCGGGACCAAGAACGACCGAAUCCUGCCACACAAUCCACGCCCACCCGUAAAGGCUUGUAAUUGCCUAUACACCUCACAUGAUGGCGGCAAAGCAUUUCUUCUCUUACCCAAAAAUAUGGCCCGACCAAAUUUGACGUUUGGGAUUUUGAAGCGCCUCCCCUCAGUCUCACCAAGUUAAAUGGCACCAAUAUACCUCCAGAUGGCACCAAAGCUACAAUUUCUAUGAUGUGGAGUCGCCCCCCCCCCCCCCCCCCAAAAAAAGAAAAAAAAAAAUCAGCAACGAGACGAAUUUCACACUGCAAAUAUGUGGAGGUUCACUGUAUAGUUUGAAUAAAUUGAAUUUGAAAUCAUGAUAAAAUAAGGACAAGCAAAUAUUUUAGUACACAACAGCAGCAUUAGCCAACUGAUGUCAAGAGAUUGGCUCGACAUAAAAGCUCGUAAGUGAUUCAAGUGAAGAAAACUUCUGUUUGUCGAGAAGCACGAAGUCGAGCCACGACGCGUUUUGCUUUGGCGAGCAUCAACAAGCUCGCCUGCUAGCCAGCGAAAGAGGUCGCGCUGCGUUCACGGAACACCGCCAAUGCUAACCAUUAGCCGCUAAAUAAAGCAAUGUCUAUUGUGUCAUUUGUGUUUAUUGACUUGUUGGUAACCAUGGAGACAUGCUGUACAGUAAUGGCAGCUACCGCACGGCCGUUUCCCGUAUGGACGAGCGGCGCCCAUCGGGAAAUGCGCCCGCUCGCCCCCGGAGGCGUCUGUCAGUCUUUUGCAAUAAUUUAUUAAGAAAAUCGUCUUGAAAAUUUCCAGCGUGUGGUUCACAUCGGCGCCGCUGGCGUACGAGUCCGCAGACGGCCACCGCAAGAAGAAAAAACUGAAAAGGGUGCGAUAGGAAACAAGAAGUGCGCCUCGAAGG
Phycodurus eques (leafy seadragon) is the source of this 2666-nucleotide messenger RNA. RefSeq names its product HIV-1 Tat specific factor 1 (gene htatsf1). Gene Ontology annotation, biological process: mRNA splicing, via spliceosome. Gene Ontology annotation, molecular function: RNA binding. Gene Ontology annotation, cellular component: U2-type spliceosomal complex; U2 snRNP. Lineage: Eukaryota; Metazoa; Chordata; Actinopteri; Syngnathiformes; Syngnathidae. The record is from RefSeq and is a predicted model, not a curated record. The transcript is spliced from 10 exons. The coding region runs from base 192 to 1535 and encodes 447 amino acids.